AUGGCGUCUCGCCCUGCUGACAGCUCAGACAUACCAGUUCCCAGCACGCCGAUGAUGCAGAAGCCCACCAUGCCGAAGCGCCAAGGCUACUGGGCGCACAUCGUCGAUAAAAAUACCAUAGGCACGCGCGGAGAGCUAUGGGUCCCGUUGCAGCUCCUCGCCAUCAUUCUCGUCUUCUUCCCACUUCCCGAUUGGCUCGUCUCAGAAAAGCUCCGCCUGCCGCUGUCCUUCUGCGCGUCUCAAUCCGUCCGCGAGGGCGCGUUCGUGGCGGGAGUGCCGCUGCUCGUGCUGAGCGUGUAUCUUGGCCUCGCGUCGUUCAACGACCUUGCAGGAAGCUUCUCGCCCUUCCCCAAGCCGCGCACGGACGGCGCUGGGCUCAAGACGGGCGGGGUGUACCGCUUCGCGCGCCACCCCAUGUACGCCGCCGCCGUGCUGCUCUCCGCCGCCGUCGCGUGCGUGACGGGCAGCACGGCGCGGCUGCUGGCGGCGUGCGCCAUGGCGGCGGUGCAUGACGCCAAGGCGCGCGUGGAGGAGAGGCACCUGAGGGAGCGGUUCGGGGAGAGGUACCUUGCCUAUAUGAAGAGGGUGAAGCGGUUCGUGCCGUUCAAAAUUGCAUAA
Closterium sp. NIES-65 is the source of this 618-nucleotide messenger RNA. NCBI's taxonomy places the organism in Eukaryota, Viridiplantae, Streptophyta, Zygnematophyceae, Desmidiales, Closteriaceae. The record is from the annotation of a GenBank genome assembly.